Molecule: messenger RNA, 1059 nt
Organism: Saccharomyces mikatae IFO 1815
Lineage: Eukaryota; Fungi; Ascomycota; Saccharomycetes; Saccharomycetales; Saccharomycetaceae
Gene: SPP1
Product: Spp1p
Exons: 1
Coding region: 1-1059 (352 amino acids)
Biological process (GO): positive regulation of DNA-templated transcription
Cellular component (GO): Set1C/COMPASS complex
Source: RefSeq, a predicted model, not a curated record
AUGUCAUUACCGCAAUGGUGUCCACCGUACUCAAGUUUAAAAAAAAAUCCUACUACAGGAGAGGACGUAUACUGCAUAUGUAAAAAGCCGGAUUAUGGGGAACUAAUGGUGGGGUGUGAUGGUUGCGAUGAAUGGUUUCAUUUCGCUUGCCUUCAUAUUCCUGACCAAUUUAAGGAUCUAGUAUUUUCUUUUUUUUGUCCCUACUGUCAAGCAGGGAUUACUGGCAAAAACAAGGAUGCCAUAAUAAAUGGUGAAAUGAGUUUGCCAAAAACCUUAUGGAAGAAAAAAUGUAGAAUAAGCGAUUGCUAUAAACCGUGUUCACAGGAUAGUAAAUACUGCUCGGAGGAACAUGGUAGAGAGUUUGUGAAUGACAUUUGGACACGACUGAAAACUGAUGAGGAUAGAGCAGUAAUCAAGGAAAUGGUCGAACAAACAGGACAUAUAGAUAAAUUCAAGAUGUUUGGACAACUUGAUUUUAUUAAUAACAAUGUAGCUAUAAAAACUGAUGAUGAGAGGGAAAUUUUUGAUCAAAUUGUAGUACGAGACACGACGCUGAAGUCACUUGAAAAUGAUCUUCGAGAGAUUCAAGAGAUAACAUUACCAUCAUUCAAGAAAAAGUUGGAACUUUUAGAAGUGUAUUUGGGUUGGUUAGACAACGUAUAUGAUAAAAUUCGCAAGUUGAGCGAUGAUGUUGCAAGCAGCGUGGAAGGCGGUAAAAUGGAUAUUAAAGGGACAAAAAAGAAGAAGAAGAACUGUGGUAAGAAUAGAACGAGGAGAAAUAUAUGUGGCUAUUGUUCUACAUACGAAAGAUUGCCUUGCACCGUAGAAGAGUUUGUUAAGGAGAUGCGGGAAAAUGAGGAGACUACUACAGUUUAUGGGGUAUGCACAAAAUGGAAAUGUAACAGGCAUUUAGACUGGGUAUCCACUAACCAGGAACUAUACCUUCAGCAGAUCGACUCGUUGGAAUCUAUGCAAGAAAGACUGCAUCAUCUAAUACAGGCAAGGAAAAAGCAACUCAAUAUCCAAUAUUAUGAACAACUUUUAAGAAAUGGCUCAUAG